Molecule: messenger RNA, 1512 nt
Organism: Aplysia californica (California sea hare)
Lineage: Eukaryota; Metazoa; Mollusca; Gastropoda; Aplysiida; Aplysiidae
Product: neuronal acetylcholine receptor subunit beta-3-like
Exons: 5
Coding region: 1-1512 (503 amino acids)
Biological process (GO): regulation of membrane potential; nervous system process; signal transduction
Cellular component (GO): neuron projection; membrane; synapse
Molecular function (GO): extracellular ligand-gated monoatomic ion channel activity; transmembrane signaling receptor activity; neurotransmitter receptor activity
Source: RefSeq, a predicted model, not a curated record
AUGUCGUUGCUGGCCUCCAGUUACAUACGACUCAACGUGUACUUCAAGCUGGUAUGGACAGAUGAGCUGCUAACGUGGAACCCAGAGGACCACAGCAACAUCUCAGUCAUCACACCCUACUCUGACAGUAUCUGGAUGCCGUCUAUAAAUCAAGGCAACACUUUGUCUGACGAAAUGGUGCACUUGGUGGCUUUAGAUGACGCAUUUCCGGUCUUAUUGAACAGCGACGGCCAAGUCACCUGGACUCCGCCAGCGCAGUUACACACUACAUGCACGCUGGACAUGACCAAGUUUCCCAAUGAUCAACACGCGUGCACUUUCUUCAUCCUUCUAAACAGCUACCCAGCUGAUCAGGUGUAUUUGAACUCGUCGGCAGGAGACUCGAUCAUUUCCACGAGUUGGCUGAACGACGGCCAGUGGGAACUACAGAGUGCCACCGUUUUCACUUCCUCCUUUAUGUUCCUGGAAGAUCAGAACAGGAGUGCUCUGUCUUUGAUGAUCAGAUUCCAGAGACUUCCCACGUUCUUUGUCCUGAACUUGCUGUUCCCCACUUGCGCCUUAUCUUUCCUGAACAUUCUGGUGUUUAUAUUGCCGGCGAGCUCUGGGGAAAAGGUGAGCUACUCUAUCACAGUUCUUCUGUCGAUGAUGGUGUUCAUGAGCACUACCACCUCCGUCCUGCCCCCGACCUCCUUGUCCGUACCUCUCGUCACGCAGUUCCUCACCACCCUCACGAUCAUCAGCAUCCUCAGCGUUGUCGCCACUGUCUUCUCCGUCUUUGUCCAUCACUUGCGAGAACGGCAAGAGGCCGAGCACGGCAUGAUUGUCAAAGUUCUGCAAAGUCUCACCAAACUGAAAGGCGGGAACGAGUUGUCCUCUGCGCAUGCGCAGUCCGAGAAGAAAAAGAAAAAUGGCGACGGGGCUGGUGAUACGGCUUUGUUUUGGAGAGGGAAGACGUCGAGCAAAGUCUUUCCAAGUGAUGAUGAAUGCCUUGAAAGAGCUUCGAGCAUUAUUGGUUUGGAUAACGAAAGGAGUGUCGAGCCUGACCAAAUUCCAAGUAGAAGCCCUUCCAAAAUAUCGACAGAAUUAAUCCAUACUGAAAAAAGCAAUAUAAACUUCAGAAACGACGAGAGUCUUCCUCCUCUUGAAGAACCCCCAAGCUAUCAAGUAUCAGAGACUUCAAACCAAUGGGUAAAACCAAAAAUCUUUAGCAACACACUAAACAACAACAACAACCAGUCGAGCGUAGCGGUUUUCAACGAAAAGACAAGAACUAUCAAGACAGCUAACGAGGAAGAGAGCGAGUCAAGAGAGAAGAACAAGAAUCAAGGUGAAAUGUGCUGGAAUGGAAAGAAACUGGCGAGCACUGUAAACAAAAGUAGCAGUGACUACAAAAGCAGUGAUCCCCAAGAUGGCGUCAAUAUUAUGACAAGGAACAAAGGCUUACGCCUUGUUUUCUCCAAACACCUGGACACAGAAGAAGAUCAGGAAUAUCCCCCGCGGCGGUGCCACUGA